UUGAGGAAUUCGGAGAAUCGCUUGCUGGGGAGGGCUUUGGACAAGACGGCAAUAGCGUCUGUCUCUAACCACUGUUGCGUCCGCUUGAGGAGGGUGCAGAUCGCUUCGAGUUCGAUGAUGACGAGGCCGCAGAUGACAUGGUAGAUUGUUACCAGUACGUCGAACACUGCACAGAUGACCUCUUUGACGGGUUGCCAGGUUGUCACUAUAGCAGGCCAGUAGUUGAGGAAGUCUUGGUGGCGCCUCCAGUAGGCGGGAGAGAGUCGUCCAUAAGGAGAUCAGGGCGUGUUUUGCUAUGGUCGGGUACAGGAUUUUGACCCAAGUGACCGUGAACAUCGCCAGGAGGGUGGUGAGGAUGUAGAGGGUGUGCGGGACGAGGAAGACACGGCGGAGGAGGUAGGCAUGGUGGCUGAGACGGAGGAGGCUGAGAACAUUGAACAUGGACCACAGGGCGAUCAAUCCCAUGACGAGCUGGGUUCCGGUGAUGGUCAUCUGGUCCAGGAACUCGAUAGUUGCCCGCACACGGUCGAUAAGCGGCGAUACCUUAGUGAAGAUAAGCGAGUCGAUCGUGCCUGUGGGAGCUGCGGUCUGAUAGUGGUACUCGCGGGCAUGUUUCCGGGCGACAGGAGCUGCGGACAGAGAAGCAGAGCCGAAGGAGGGGAAGGACGAGGAAGAAGAUUUGGAGGAAGAAUUCGUGGAACCAAAGGCAUAACCCGAAGAUGGUGGUGGAGGCGGGGGCAACACGGUCGGCAUAGCCGGAACAUGGCCGAGCGUGACGGUCACAGUCGGGAAGUCCUCUGGAAUCACCGUCUUGACCACGACGUUCGUGACGAUCUGGGGCUCGACGGGAGAUGCGACGAACUGCUGGUAGAAGGUGGGCGUGAGCACCGCAGCAACGACAGCAACUUUCUUCCACACGUUGGCGAACGACAUCGUUGGCAGUGGAUUGUGAAAAGAAGCUGUUUGAGGAGGUUGUUGACAAAUAGUCUCGGGAAGUUGAUGGUGGACAAGAGAGUCUCGGGAAGUGGAUGACUGGCAAUAAGCUCUAGUCGGUGAUGGUUGUCGGGGAGUAGAUGUAGUGAGUGACUGGCAAUAUGCUCUAGUCUUUGAAUAAUGACACUUGGUCUCGGGAGGUGGAUGACUGGCAAUAUGCUCUAGUCGUUGAUGGUGGAUAGAAAGGUGUCGGAGAGUGAAUGGAAUGGAUGACUGGCAAUCUGCUCUAGUCGAGGAGGGUGGACAAGAAAGUCUCAGGGAGUGGACGAGGAAGACAGCUGGCAACAAGCUCUAGCCGUU
Messenger RNA from Periconia digitata, 1293 nucleotides. The record is from the annotation of a GenBank genome assembly. NCBI's taxonomy places the organism in Eukaryota, Fungi, Ascomycota, Dothideomycetes, Pleosporales, Periconiaceae.